Molecule: messenger RNA, 1173 nt
Organism: Symbiodinium sp. CCMP2592
Lineage: Eukaryota; Dinophyceae; Suessiales; Symbiodiniaceae
Source: the annotation of a GenBank genome assembly
AUGUCGCUUCUGGAAGUCCUGGUGACGCUCGCCAUGGUGUGCAUGGUGAACUACGACGUGGACUCCUUCGACGAGGCAAAGAAAGAAGUGACAGAGAGAGCAGAGAAGUUGAAGAAGGUUGAGGAAAGCCUGGAGAAGGAAAAGGAGGAGUUCGGAAACCAAAAGUCAGAGUCUGAGGAGACAGUGAAAAGGUUUUUGAAGAAGCAGAAGGAGGUGAAGGAAAAGGAAGACAAAGUUACAGAAAGAGAAGAGAAGUUAGAGAAAGACCAAGAGACCCUCCAAGAGCAAGCCAAGGUCUUAAGCGAGAAGGAGACAGAAAGAACCGCCGGCUACGACCAGGAGAGAGAAGAGUACGCCAAGAAGUACGUGGACGACGCAAAGAAGGACCUGGAGAGAGAGCUUAAAGUACUAAAGCAAGAAGAGAAAGUAAGGAACCAGAAGCUCGACGACCUCCAGUACGACUACAAGAGCCUCAAGGACGACUACCAGUACUUCAAAGGUUACUCACAGGAAGUGGAUGCACUUCUACUUGCAGCUAAGGACAAGAUCGUGAAGUACAAGAAGAAGGUCAAAAGCCUCAAGGAAACCAUAAGUGCAGCCCUGUCUGGAAGCGAAGGAGACGAAGCUACCGUCGACCCCAACGACAUAGCUGAGUUCACGCAGCUUGGCUACGUGUGGGAGUUCAACAAGAAGACGCAAGAGUACCGCGCGAAGUGCGAGGACAAGAAAGGAAGCACGAGAAUCAAGAACGCUCCGGUGAAAGGCCGCCUCCUUUGGAACAAGGUGACGGAGUGCUACAGAAGACACAACAUGUGGUUUACAGACGGAAAGGAAUUGGAUAAAUUCCUCGAGACCAAGGAGAACGAGAAGAUCGAGGAAGAGGUGCAGCGACGCAUCGGCAUGAAGGGCAAGAGCGACAACACAGGAACCAAGGGAAAAGGCCCUUCCUGGGACGACGGACACAACGACGGUUGGUGGUACAACGACCAGUGGAACAACGAGAACUGGAACACCAACGACGACGGCAGCAACUGGUACGAGAACGGGAACCCGAACAACAAAGGCUACUGGCAAUCGCCAGAAGAGUGGGCGCAGCAGAACCAGUGGGACCAGUGGACACCCAAAGGAAAGGGUAAAGGCAAGAAGUCCAAGAACUGGGUGCAGACCCAGUGA